GAAAAACAACAAACCCAGGAAAAGGGAAGCGGAAGAAUGGGCUAAAAAGUGUAAAACAGCUGAAAUAAACAAGUAGACAUAUGUGUGAGAGCAGAAGAGCUGUUAAAAUGUAGUAUUUUCAGAAAUUAUCCGCGUCGAAACUUACCGGAAGAGGUUAAGUAAGCUGUAAUCGGCGCUAGUAGUUAGCUCAGUUGCACAAAAAGACGCUGCAGCGUGCAGCGACCCGAAACUGAUGACAAGAAAGUGUUAACGAGCAGUUUGUUAUGUUUAAAAAAGGUUUCUUCCAGUUUGUGCCAAAGCUACCGUGCUGUUUAAUUUCAGUUCUGCUUUUUCCAAGCUUCAGCAUUGUGUUCACCAUUUCUGAUUAGUGAACACAUCUGGAUUUCUCCCCACUCCUCCUCUCUUUACCGUGAAAUGACCUGAUCCGAGUUGACCGGUUCCCCUGUCUAAUAACAAUGGCAACAAUAGCCUGGUACCAAGAAAAGAUCGGGGCAUAUGAUCAACAAGUCUGGGAGAAAUCUCUUGAGAAAGCUGAUCUAAAUGGUUUGGACAGCAAACCAAAGAAGACGGGUCACAUCAAGCCAGACCUUAUUGAUGUUGAUUUAGUAAGAGGAUCUACAUUUAGCAAAGCCAAACCAGAGAGUCCAUGGACAGCUCUGACUCGAAAGGGUCUGGUCAGAGUGCUGCUGUUCCCAUUCUUCUUCCAGUGGUGGAUCCAGGUGACCUCCAAGUCCAUCUCCUCAUGUAUCCUCAUGCUCUACAUUAUGCAAGUGGCAGCGGUGCUGCUGUACUUCGAGGUCCCUAGGGCGACUGCCAGCGAGGUGUUUGGACCCAUGUGUCUGAUGCUGCUGCUGGGUACCGUGCACUGCCAGAUUGUGUCGACUGAGUCCAGCCGGUGGCCCUCAGGCAGUCCAGCUGCCAGCAACACCACCAGCCCCACACGCAGAAGGAGGCCAAGAAAGAACAGAGGGUUGAAGAAAUCCGAAGAAAAGAACAACAGUGGGGAGGCGGAGCUGCUGGGCUGCUGGCAGUUUGAAGAAAACCAGCAUUUAUACAGAAAAGAGGAGAGAAUGAACAAAGGAAAGUCAGGAUUUGGGGAUUCUGAUGAGCUCUCCAGUGAGGAAGAGGAAGGAAUACAACCGCUGGAAGUAACGCGAACACCAUUUCACAAUGAAAGAAACCCCACUACAGCUCCUGCAUCAAUAUCUUCUAUUCGGAAAAGAAACCAAAAGUCUAACCCCAUAAUUACACAGAGGCCUCAGGACGAGAGUGAAGCCUUCAUCGAGAGUGAAGCCUUCAUCAAGGUGAAGCCCCGUGAGGUGGAGCGUCUCAGGCCGAGCGUGGGCUCUCGUCCUGCCUCCGACACCGAUGACACUAUGUGGGAGGAGCUUCUCCAAGGCCCUCCCUCCACAGGGAGCAGUGACAGUGACGAUAGUGGGAGGUGCAACGCCAGCAUGAGCCUCCCACAAAACGACACUCUGACCAGCGAUGACGAGGAUGAAAGCCUACAACAAGCAAUCACUGGAAGCCAGCUGUCUUGGCUGCAGGCGUGUCACCCAUCCAAGGAUCGUGUCAGUGCCAUCAUUUGGGAGCAGGGCGAGUGUAAGAAAGCAGAAAUGUCAGUAUUGGAGAUCAGUGGGAUCAUCCUCACACGGGUGAAGUUAGUGGAGCAGGGAAUGGGCUAUCUCGUGCUUGGCGGGCUCAUCACUACCACUCUGGCACUGCUGCCCUUUGCCUUCCGCUUGGCUCAGUGUCUGGACAUGUCAGGCAUCAGCUCCCUGCCUCCGUCAGAGCUGAUAGAAAUAGCAAUGGGGCCGUUAAAUACACAAGCUUAUGCUUUUUUCUUCAUCACGACAGUGCAAAGAAUCUGCCUCACAGGGCUGUUCUUCUUCAUGAUGUGCGUGGCUGAGAGAACAUACAAACAGAGACUUUUAUUUGCCAAGUUCUUCAGCCACCUAACUUCAGCUCGCAAAGCCAAGAAAUCUGAGAUUCCCCAUUUCAGGCUGAAGAAAGUUCAGAAUAUAAAGAUGUGGUUGUCGCUUCGAUCUUUUCUCCGGAGACGAGGACCGCAGCGCUCCGUUGACGUCAUUGUCUCCACUAUUUUUCUUUUAGCACUUUCCAUUUCAUUCAUCAUUUGUGCUCAGCUUCUGCAAAGCCACAAGACAUUCCUAGAGUCUCUAAUGAACUGGGAGCUCAUGGUGUGGUGCGCCUCCCUUGUCCUCUUUCUGUUAAGGCUCGCCACGCUGGGUUCAGAGACCAACUCCAAGUAUAGUAACUCUUCUGUGCUGCUCACUGAGCAGAUCAAUUUGUAUCUCAGGAUGGAGAAAAAGCCCAAUAAGAAAGAAGAACUCAGUAUUGUGAAUAAUGUUUUGAAGCUAGCUACAAAACUAAUGAAGGAGCUCGAUACUCCGUUCAGACUGCUGGGUCUCACAGUGAACCCUCUGAUCUAUAACAUCACCAAAGUUGUCAUUCUCUCUGCUGUGUCUGCCGUAGUCAGUGACCUGCUUGGCUUCAACAUCAGACUGUGGAAAAUCAAGCCUUAAAGGUGAAAACUACAAACCACUAACAGUCAGACACUGGAGACUGCGAACAUCUUCUCAUCAACAAAAAGUGUGCAAACCUACUGACACUAAACUCUGUUAUCUGUGCCUUCCAACUGAGCUUCAUCAGUCCUUCACAAGCCUGAGAUGUUAUGAAAGUCUCUCACACGCCACAACGCUGGCUGCUCAGCUGACCUGGCAUCACAUUUUCCAUCAGCGUUGCCACAAACUCAGUGCCUCACCUCUGACUUCUGAAUGUUCUCUAAAUGGUUAAAAAUAGCAGCAAGCUGAGGUCUGAGCUCUUUCCAGGCUCCUGUGACAGAUUUACACAUGUUUCUUGUACAUAUAUGUGGGCAUGUGAAUGAUCAGAUAAUGUGUAAAGGUUGCUUAGUCUUAUUCACUGUUAUUUCUUUUAAGUAUAGCAAAGGUAAGUGUGCCAGUAAAUCAAAAUAGAUGGUCAGAUGUAUAAUUCUUUUCUUUUUUUUCAUAGGACUCUACUUUUAUUUCAACUUUUUGUAUUAUUUAAGGGAACACUGUGAUUCUGGGUUGGUUUUAUUUAUUUGGGGAUUUUACCGAUUGUUAUGUUAAACCAUUGUCUUUUGACCACUAUCUGCAUUUUAUAAUGAGGUCUGUAAUGCUGAAUAAAAUAACUAUGCAAAGAA
Messenger RNA from Oreochromis aureus, 3202 nucleotides. RefSeq names its product putative homeodomain transcription factor 1 (gene phtf1). Gene Ontology annotation, cellular component: endoplasmic reticulum. The record is from RefSeq and is a predicted model, not a curated record. Bases 456 to 2543 code for a protein of 695 amino acids. NCBI's taxonomy places the organism in Eukaryota, Metazoa, Chordata, Actinopteri, Cichliformes, Cichlidae. The transcript is spliced from 17 exons.